GCGUGUUAGCUGUAGCGAAAACGAAAUUUCAUCAAAUGAGUAAAUCGGAUUUGUCCUAAGCCGAACUUGACGCGUCUGUUACCGUGUGGUUUAAUGGUUGUCUUUUCGGGUUCGCGCUCUCGGCGACAUUCCCGUUCUCGACCAGUAUCAGUCCGGCAUAGGAGGCGCUUACAACGCAAUAGACUCCCGUCGAGACGAUGCACUACGCUACGCGGAGGUGUACGAGCCUCAUCCGAGCAGGCGACAGACGCGGGUAAAGAUGCGUUAAGUCGGAGAGCAAGUCUGAAAUCUACGGACGCAUUGGCAAAGCUUAUAGGAUUCAUGUCGUUGAUGACAAUCUAUCUUCGUGGAAAAAAUGAACUCCAGCAGGUUUUCCCCACCUACAGAGGCGUCGAUAUAUUGAAGUACAUGCUCACUCAAAUGAAGAAUCCCGAUAUAGAUGAAGAGACAAAGAGGAAUCUCAUUGAUUUUUCCAUUUGUUUGCUGAACCAGAUCGAAAUCUCCAUGAUAAACUUUGUCGAUCCUGAAAGUGAGGGACCGGAAGCAGAUGCCGGCUUCAUUGUCGAGUUAGGCGAACUUGGCACUGUUACCCAAACAAAGCCAAUCAUCGUCGAUUUUAUGGACCUAUAUGACGGAAAUCCAUAUUCUCACCAAGAGGGUAUAGAGUAUUACAGGUGGCUGGAAUCUAAAUUUCCUGACUUUCCUGACUGGCCGAUGCUGAGUCACGUAAAUGAUCGGGAAUGGAAAAGCAGACUUCUCAGUGGAGUUAUUCGUACGGAACCGAAUUCUAUGACCUUAGAAUACAAGUGCGAUCCCUUGGACCCUAAGAAUCCCGAGGCCGCUUUCCAAACCACUUUGAGACUGAAAUGGCCGGGGCCUGCGACUCAGCUGGCUUCAGUUAUGAGCCGAAUUCGGACUAAGAUAGACAAUGAUUUCGCUGCAAUUGAUGAGAUUAUCUCUGCGCUUAGGGAGAAUUUAGCAGCGGUGCCAGACAUGAAACGAAUGAUGGACGAAGCUACAUUUAGUCUAAACCAAAACGAUACAGAGGACGCAUAUGAUUUAUUAAGACAGUUUGAAAAUUGGAGGGACUACUUCUGCAGCUUGUAUGAGCGUAUGUUUCAGCUUAAAAAGGCUUAUACGGAUCCUGAAAAUCGCAAGACUGUCCACGAUGUGUAUGUGAGGCCAGAGGAGGAUAACCAGAUUGUUUGCGCUAUGAAAGCUUGGGCCGCCGAUGUUGACGGGUUCAAGAAAAGGUGUGAAGCACUCCAGAAACCCGAAAAAUCUUAAAAGACCAAAGCUACUGAAACGUGGCACAACACGCACGGACGGCCAAUGUGUAACCAUAUAUGAGAAUCGUACCACAAUAAAUGUACAAAAUACAAAAUCUAUAUUUAUUACGCCGUUCGGCGUAAUAUCGAUAUAGAAGAAAUC
Molecule: messenger RNA, 1431 nt
Organism: Varroa destructor (honeybee mite)
Lineage: Eukaryota; Metazoa; Arthropoda; Arachnida; Mesostigmata; Varroidae
Source: RefSeq, a predicted model, not a curated record